Molecule: messenger RNA, 992 nt
Organism: Oncorhynchus keta (chum salmon)
Lineage: Eukaryota; Metazoa; Chordata; Actinopteri; Salmoniformes; Salmonidae
Product: nematocyst expressed protein 3-like
Exons: 4
Coding region: 32-955 (307 amino acids)
Source: RefSeq, a predicted model, not a curated record
GGCUCCAUGUCCCCCUAACCAUCGGGUCCUAAUGGCUCCAUGUCCCUCUAACCAUCGGGUCCUAAUGGCUCCAUGUCCCUCUAACCAUCGGGUCCUAAUGGCUCCAUGUCCCUCUAACCAUCGGGUCCUAAUGGCUCCAUGUCCCUCUAACCAUCGGGUCCUAAUGGCUCCAUGUCCCUCUAACCAUCGGGUCCUAAUGGCUCCAUGUCCCUCUAACCAUCAGGUCCUAAUGGCUCCAUGUCCCUCUAACCAUCGGGUCCUAAUGGCUCCAUGUCCCUCUAACCAUCGGGUCCUAAUGGCUCCAUGUCCCUCUAACCAUCGGGUCCUAAUGGCUCCAUGUCCCUCUAACCAUCGGGUCCUAAUGGCUCCAUGUCCCUCUAACCAUCAGGUCCUAAUGGCUCCAUGUCCCUCUAACCAUCGGGUCCUAAUGGCUCCAUGUCCCCCUAACCAUCGGGUCCUAAUGGCUCCAUGUCCCUCUAACCAUCGGGUCCUAAUGGCUCCAUGUCCCUCUAACCAUCAGGUCCUAAUGGCUCCAUGUCCCUCUAACCAUCAGGUCCUAAUGGCUCCAUGUCCCUCUAACCAUCAGGUCCUAAUGGCUCCAUGUCCCUCUAACCAUCAGGUCCUAAUGGCUCCAUGUCCCUCUAACCAUCGGGUCCUAAUGGCUCCAUGUCCCUCUAACCAUCAGGUCCUAAUGGCUCCAUGUCCCUCUAACCAUCGGGUCCUAAUGGCUCCAUGUCCCCUAACCACUCUGACAUCAAUGACAAUCAAACACUUAUCAUCACAACAGUAUCAUGCUUUUACAACUCACCUCACUGUGAUGAUCAAUUUGAAGAAAGAAGUUCAACAGCAGGUUGAACCAGUGUAUAACAUGGUCGUUGUGGAUGCUGUUCCAAAGCCCAACACAAUGAAAUGGACAGUGCUUUCUAAGGUGAUGAUUAAUUCAGAACACCCAUAGACCAUCUGACAGCUCAUUCAUAGGCCUGUAUAUGAGC